UUGGGGGGGGCGACUUCCUGGGGCCGCCCGUGAGGAUGUCGCGACCGCCCCCCUGUGCCCCUCAGCCCCGGAGACGCCGCCUCGGCGAAGCCCGCACCCCCCCUGUCUGAGGUGUCUGGGCCCGGAUCCGGCCUCUCCCCUCCCCUCCUUAACCCAGGUGCGGGCCGGGCAGGCGGCCGCGGCAGAUUUUAUCAUGUGGGCAACCUGCUGCAACUGGUUCUGCCUGGAUGGACAGCCUGAGGAGGUCCCACCAGCCCCCGGAGCCAGGACACAAGCCUAUUCCAACCCUGGGUACAGCUCCUUCCCAUCCCCAACAGGCUUGGAACCAAGCUGCAAGGCCUGUGGGGCCCACUUUGCAAACACAGCCAGGAAGCAGACCUGUUUGGACUGUAAGAAAAAUUUCUGCAUGACCUGUUCAAGCCAAGAGGGGAAUGGGCCCCGCCUCUGCCUUCUCUGCCAACGGUUCCGAGCCACAGCCUUUCAGCGGGAAGAGCUCAUGAAGAUGAAGGUGAAGGACCUGAGGGACUACCUCAGCCUCCAUGACAUCUCUACUGAAAUGUGCCGGGAGAAAGAAGAGCUGGUAUUCUUGGUGCUUGGCCAGCAGCCUGUAAUCUCCGAGGAGGACAGGACUCAUGUCCCAACCUUGUCCCCKGACUUUCCUGAGCAGCAGGCCUUCCUGACCCAGCCUCAUGCCAGCACAGUACCUCCUACCUCACCCAGCCUCCCUUCUUCACCUACACAAGCCACCUCUGUUCCUCCUGCUCAGGAAAGUCAGCAGGCCAAUGGCCAUGUGUCUCAGGACCAAGAGGAGCCUGUCUACCUGGAGAGCACAGCCAGAGCACCUACCGAGGAUGAGACCCAGUCCAUUGACUCUGAGGACAGCUUUGUCCCAGGCCGGCGGGCCUCUCUGUCUGACCUGACCCACCUGGAAGACAUUGAAGGCCUGACGGUGCGGCAGCUGAAAGAGAUCCUGGCUCGAAACUUUGUCAACUACAAGGGCUGCUGUGAGAAGUGGGAGCUGAUGGAGAGAGUGACACGGCUGUACAAGGAUCAGAAAGGACUCCAGCACUUGGUGUGUGGUGCUGAGGACCAAAACGGGGGAGCAAUGCCGUCUGGACUGGAGGAGAACCUGUGUAAGAUCUGCAUGGACUCACCCAUUGACUGUGUUCUGCUGGAGUGUGGCCACAUGGUAACCUGUACCAAAUGUGGCAAGCGCAUGAAUGAAUGUCCCAUCUGCCGGCAAUAUGUGAUCCGAGCUGUUCACGUCUUCCGGUCCUAAGGGCUGGCACCGGCUUCUUCAGUGCCUUACAGGGAUAUAGCCCAGGGUAUCUGGGCUCAGGGUUGGUCAGCUUGCAGAGGGGCAGGCUAACAGGAAAUUUUGUAGUGUUCCCAAGACCAGGGCAAGCAAAGAUGCCAUGUUAUACCUCGGCAUGCUUGUCUUGCCAUAGGGGUGCACCUCUUGGCUGGCAGAGCCCCCGAGGCCAGUGGGAACUGGUACAAAUCACAUGGGUGAGUGCCUGCAUUAGUGAUCUUGGGUGAUGGUAGUAACUGAUGAACAGAGGACUUUCCAGAACUUGGACCAUGUCUUCCUUCCUGAGAACCUAGACACAUUUUCACCCUUCCUCCUGUAUCCCACCAGUCAGAAGUCCUCCUAGAUCCAGCACAUUUGGAUUUAAACUUCUGGUCUCUCUGGCUUUCUGUGCUUUAACAUACCUGUCUUUUGCUAUACUGCCUAAAAUCCGUUUGUUUCUUUGGACCAAAAAUGUGUUAGUUUAUGUGGUUAAGACCAACAGUGGUACUUAGGACAGAAUUUGGAUCAGUAAACUUACCUCUGGUGAGAAAAUUCUAUAGGAAAAUGUUAUAGAAAAUUUUCGAUUUGUGAAGUCACUUCCUUAAGGGUUGGGAUUGGGAGCUAUCAAUCUCCUAACCUGAUCUAGGGAGCCAACAAAACAUCUGACUCCCAAACAGCUGGGAAAUCUAGUCUAGUCUUUGUGUGCAAGGGAUGGUGCAUGGAUACUCUAUUGCUUCCUCUUUGGGGGCUUGACCUUGCAACAUCCUGAACUUCAGAUUAUGAGGAAGGGGACGCAUUUGGUGGAGGCAGUGGCUUUCUUCUUAACUUUGGCUUCUGAUCCUCUUCCUACAGACAGGACUGUUAACCAUUUCAAUGAAAUUUCUCCCUUUCCCACUGAGGUUUUAAACUUGGUCUCACCCAAGGCAUAGACAGGCUCAGGCAAAGAGCGUUGCUCUCCUCUAGCCAGACUUCUCAUGAAGUUCCUGGAAAAAUACAUGUAAGAGCACCUAACUAAACAGCUGGAAGUCCCUGCUUUAAUUUCCUUUCUCAUUCUGUAGAUUUGGGAACAGCAUUAUCUGGACCAUUUAUGAAGGGCCAUGUAAUGAGUAGGUAAUGUUUUUGAGCCCUCCGACUGUUUUUUAUACCCCUGAAUGAGCUGGAGAAGCACAAAAGAGCACAGAACACGCCUGCUGUCAGAACUGUGUGCGCCCAUUACCAACAGAUAAAACACACUCGGAAUACCCAAGGGCCUUGGCAGAAUCUCCCCUCUCCCAAUAUGCUGCAGCUGAGGUCCGAGACUAGAACCAAUCAAUUGUGAUUCUGGAAGGCAGAGGAAAACUUCUAAGGGGACCUAUUAUCUUAGAAAGUUUUUUUUAUCAUCAACCACUAAACACCUUAAGAGGUGUAGUUGGCAAUGUUAUUCUGGGCCACUCGACUCAACCUUAUACCAAGUCAGAAUAAUCGGGCCACAGUUGGCAUCAGAUUUUCCUGUCAAGACUCUGCCUUUCACCUUUCUGCUGAAUAGUUAGUACUGUAGUUUAUAAUGCCUACCAGUUUAUCAAAGGGAUUGAUUCAGCUUCCUCAAUUCCACUGUGAAACAGAUCUGUGUAUGCAACUCAGUUAGAUCUAGCAAUAACUUCAAGGCUCUCCCUCCUUUCUCUGCUGAGGCCUCAUCUCCCCUACCUCCCAACUUUCCUCCUAGAUAGAUAGGAAYUGAAAAUAACAUACUGGUGGCUGGUUGGUGACCUCAGUAAGAAUUGGAACUGGUGCCACUCAGUUUUAAAAAUAAGAACUUGCCUUUAAAUCUCAUCUUUUGGUGAAGGUUUCCAUUGGGGAAAAAAGAUGUCAAACAACCGAUUUGUUUUUGUAUUGUCUUUAUUAUUACACCAAAUAAAAGUUGGGAAUUCUAAGAUCCCAUUCCAGUUCAUAUUUAACCCAGGUAGAAAACCUGCUAUUUUAUCCUUGAGCCUCCCCUUUUGUCCCUCAUGGAUCCUUGGUCUUAAUUAUCACAGCAACAUCUAAUUCCUCUAGUUAUUCUGUGGAUUUUGCUGUGAUUGCUGAGAUUUCAGUCAAGACUUGUUUUAAAAGACUUGGACAGCUGACUGGUUCAUAAUACCUUGGAAUAGUUGGAUCCAAACUAAUAAGAAUAAGCUGUACAGGAAUUAGUGCUCAAUAUAUAUUGUAUAAAUUUGUUGAAAUCUCUUGGAUGUGAAUGUUACUUCAAGUGGCUUAUAUUAAGAUUCUCAGACUCACUUGGGUGUUAAAGCAAACCCAAAUGUGUAUUUUUUGUUACAGAGCUCUGCUUUAUAAUUUUGUAAUAAAGUUUCAACAUAGAUGCCUGUUGGAUCUGGUGUGAGGAUGCCAGAGGUCUGCUAGAUUAUUGACAAACUGAUAAACUACAGGUAAAUCCAAGGCUAUGUGCACAAGGUAUGCUCUUGAGAGAUUAUUUUUUGAAAUGUUGGGCCAUGGGACCUUGGUCAGUAUCCCUGCUCAGAAGCAGUAUGUGGAAGAGGCCAUAAAACAGCUGGGAAAGGAGAAGAAGCUGUGGUAGGGAAAGGAUGAAUCCCUAGACUAAACGUGAAGAAGCACCAAAUGAGUUCAGAUAUUUACAGUAAUCUAGUUAGUAUUGCUAAGCAUUCAAGAUCUAGGUAGAAAGGAAUCGAGGACAGCCAGUGUAGCCAGUAAAAGUCUUCAGGUUACCCUGGCAGGUGUAUGGUAGCUUUUGGGUACAGUCGUGGUAUGGCUGAAACGGCUCAGAAAAGAUGGGCCCAGCUUCAAGGGUAGACUGUGUGUGCAUAGUCCUGCACAUUCUUUCCUAACCAACUGCCCAGGGGGAGGAGAGUGCAGCCCUUGGGAGAGUAGGGUGAUGUGGAUACAUGUCCUGUGGUUGAAGACAGAAGAGGAGGGAGACUGGCUCAGAGGAAGGUUUGAGGCUGAGGCACAUCAUUUGGUAACAGUGCUGUGGACGGUACCCAGUGGUGACUUCUACCUGUUGCCAGCCAGCAGCAUCUAAAGAACAGCUGAAAAGGGGGCAGGUGGCCAGUGGCCUGGGGAGGUUUAACAUGGUGAUGAUUAGGGUCAGGUAGAAAUAAAGGAUAUAAGAUUGUAUAUACAGUUUAAUCUGUGCAGCAACGAAAAAGAUGCACCCAAGACUGGAAGGAAACAUACAAAAGACUGAUGAAGGUAAAUUGAAGCUGAUAUCCAGGAAGGCAGAGAAGGGUCAAGGGCUGAGCUUGUGGCUAAGAUCAUGGCCUGUGGCUGGGAGGCUGCCCCGAGGAUGAAAAGUCAGUGCCUUUGGCAGAACUCGGAGGGAAGCCUUGUUCUGUCCUUGCCCACUUGCUUGGCCUGAGGCUGGAAAUCUAUGCAGGCCAUUGCUCAGAGCAGCAGCUUUGUGUCCAUAGGACAGACUAGGGUGUCUUAGUCCCAAUACUGAAGCCAGACUGAAGGGUGCCAGUUCAAAAACAUGAGGUGUCCUUUCCUAGCAAGGACAGCACCUGCACCACCUCCCUGCCUUCCAGGUGGAAAUCAAGGUCACAUCCAAGCUGGCCUGUAAGAGGCCUGACUGGCAGCCUCCCAUACCUUAGCUGAGUACAUGGGGCAGGGGGGUGUGGCCCUCUAUCUUACAAGUUCAGAUG
Messenger RNA from Urocitellus parryii (Arctic ground squirrel), 4926 nucleotides. It is a transcript of the gene Rffl, whose product is annotated as ring finger and FYVE like domain containing E3 ubiquitin protein ligase. The record is from RefSeq and is a predicted model, not a curated record. Gene Ontology annotation, biological process: proteasome-mediated ubiquitin-dependent protein catabolic process; negative regulation of extrinsic apoptotic signaling pathway via death domain receptors; protein K48-linked ubiquitination. Gene Ontology annotation, molecular function: ubiquitin protein ligase activity. Lineage: Eukaryota; Metazoa; Chordata; Mammalia; Rodentia; Sciuridae. Gene Ontology annotation, cellular component: cytoplasm; plasma membrane.